Molecule: messenger RNA, 219 nt
Organism: Colletotrichum truncatum
Lineage: Eukaryota; Fungi; Ascomycota; Sordariomycetes; Glomerellales; Glomerellaceae
Source: RefSeq, a predicted model, not a curated record
AUGGCCUCCCGGGCUAACAGCAAGAUGAUCAGAAAAACCACCGAACAACUUGACGGGAGGCUACGAGUACAACAACUUAAACCCGCAGGCUCGUCAGCCCCACGCAUCACCUCAAGGCAAGCCACGGAAUUCGAGAACGAAGAAGAUUCGGAUAAGGAACCUGAAUAUCAGCACGACCCCCUGACUGAACAACAAAUCCUCCGUCUCACCAGCAACUAG